CUCCCGCUCUACCUGCCGACGUCAGUCAGUCAGUCAGUGGGCGGCGGCGGCGCUGCGCGGAGGCUGUCCCUGUCCCUGUCCCUGGGCGCCGGGAGUGCGGGCGCGAUGCCGGCGGGGCUGAGGGUGUCCGGGGCCGGGGGGUCGGGCCCGGGUCUGGGUCUGCGCUGGCUGCACCGCCACCGGGCCAGCGUGGGCUUCGGCCUGCUGGCCCUCGCCUACCUGCUGUACCUGGGCUGCGGGGCCCUGCUCUUCUCCUCGCUGGAGCUGCCGUACGAGGACGGGCUCCGCCGGGAGCUGAGGCAGCUCCGGAGCCGCUUCGUGCAGGACAACCCGUGCCUGGCGCCGGACUCGCUGGAGCGCUUCCUCGCCCGCGUCCUGGAGGCCAACAACUACGGCGUGUCGGUGCUGAACAACAGCAGCGGCAAGUGGAACUGGGACUUCACCUCCUCGCUCUUCUUCGCCGCCACCGUCCUCACCACCACCGGUUACGGUCACACAGUUCCCCUCUCUGACGGUGGCAAGGCCUUCUGCAUCAUCUACUCAGUCAUUGGGAUCCCCUUCACCCUCCUGUUCCUCACCUCCGUCGUACAGCGGGUCAUGGCGCUGGUGACCAGGCGCCCGGUCCAUUACAUCCACACCCGGUGGGGCUACCCCAAGCAAAGUGUCGCCCUGGUCCACGCCUUCCUGUUGGGGCUGCUUCUCAUCCUGUGCUUCUUCCUCAUCCCGGCGGCGAUCUUCACCCAGCUGGAGCACGACUGGACCUUCCUGGAAUCCAUCUACUUCUGCUUCAUCUCUCUCAGCACCAUCGGCCUGGGCGAUUACGUGCCAGGAGAGGUCCAGCACCAGAGACUGCGCGAGCUGUACAAGUUGGGCAUCACCGUCUACCUCAUGAUUGGUCUGACCGCUGUACUUGUUGUCCUGGAAACCUUCUGCGAGCUUCACAAGCUCAAAGAACUCAAAAGGAUCUUCUAUGUGAAGAAGGACAAGGCGGAGGAUGAGAUUAAGAUUCUGGACCACGAUCAGCUCUCGUUCCCCUCGGUCGUGGACUCCGUGCCCAUCACCAGAGAGCAGCAGAAACUCAGUGAGCCCUUCGUCUCGGGCCUGGGGCCCUACCAGUUUACAGAGGACUCUGCCAAUCGGUGACUGCGUCUCCAGGCACACGCCACCCCCUGAGCCAUGGUUGGCCAAUCCUUGCCUGGUGUCAAGGGGCAAAUCUGCAUGUAAUUAGCAUAGGUUCUAAAGCAAUCUGCUAGUUUUAAUCAUAUCAUUAUAAAGAAAUUAGAAAUAUGACGAAAAUGAAGUGUGUAAAUAGUGAUGAGAAAGGACUGUGUGCGUUCAGGUUAUCGAGGACACCAGAGAGUAUGUUCAGACAUGAAGAAUAACCUGGGGUGGACCCCUUCCCUCUCCUCUGAAACACUUGGAGAGCCCAUUUCAGCAUCUCCCCCUUGACCUCCGUUACAAUGUAAGGGCAGAUAAAACCAACCCCAAAGGAAGCUCUCCCUCAACCAUAGAGAAGUAAUGUUUAACAAUUUAUAAAAAAAAUAAUUGUGAUGGGAAUUUUCACUGACUAUUUUGGGGGUGGUAAGUGUUCAGACCAGCUCUGGCUCUGUGCUCUCCACACUGCUCCUAGACCAGAGCAGGGUGCACCCUUCCAUUGCAAUCAGGGCUGGGUCUGUGUUGGAAAAUACACAAAAAAGAUCAUUCAAUAUGCUAACCACAUCUCCACACAGCAUUGUGAUGAAAAGCACCUGAGACUGAUAAGAAAGAACAAUUACUAAAGAUGGAGAGAGGGGAAACUAGUCCUGCCAUUCGUAGGAACAGACACUUGUACAUACGUCAGACUUCUGAAUUUAAUAAUAUUAUGGGAGCUCGUAUGUAUGUGUGUCCAUAAGUCAGCCAUCCAUAAUCUGGGAACAGUCUGUAGUAUAUUCCUUUGUGGUCAAAAUUCUGUCAGCCGGUUUAAUUUUUCCCAGUUCCCUUUUUGUGAUUUGUGUGCUGGACUUAUGAAGUUUCAUGUCAACCCUGCUCUCUCGUUCCUGGGUCCAACAUUAUCAACCCCUCCCGAUGCAGGGCUUUGAUUCUUCUCACACUACAGAUGCUGCUCGACCCGCUGAGUUCCUCCAGCAGAUUGUUUGUUGUUCCAGAUUCCAGCUUCUGCAGUCUCCUGUGUCUCCAACAUUAUCUGUUGUUCCUUGGCUGCACUGUGGGAGUGCCUUCACCUGAAGGACUGUUGCAGUUCAGGAAGGCCGCUCGUCACAACCUUCUCAAGAGCAAUAAAUGUUGUGCUAGCGAUGUCCAUUUCCCUCUCCGAGAGGGGAAAAAUGAACAUUUGAUUGUUGAAUCACUGCACCUACUCUGCAUUCAUUUCUGGUCGCCCCAUUAUAGGAAGGACGUGGAGGCUCUGGAGAGGGUGCAGAAGAGGUUUACCAGGAUGCUGCCUGGAUUAGAGGGAAUGUGCUAUAAGGGGAGGUUGGACAAACUCGGGUUGUUUUCUCUGGAGUGCCAGAGGCUGAGGGGAGACCUGAUAGAUAUAAGAUUACUAGAGGCAUAGAUAGAGAGCAGACAGCCGGUAUCUUUUCCCCAGGGUCGAAAUGUCUAAUACCAGAGGGCACGCAUUUAAGGUGAGAGGGAGUAAGUUCAAAGGAGAUGUGUGGGGCAAGUUUUUCACACAGAGAGUGGUGGGUGCCUGGAAUGCGCUGCCAGGGGUGGUGGUGGUGGAGGCAGAUACAAAUAGAGGUAUUUAAGGGGCUCUUAGAUAGGCACAUGAAUGUGCAGAGGAUUGAGGUAUAUGGACAUUGUGUAGGCAGAAGGGAUUAUUUUGGUUAGGAAUUUAAAUACUAGUUUAAUUAGUUCAGCACAACAUUGUGGGCCAAAGGGCCUGUUCCUGUGCUGUACUGUUCUAUGUUCUACUCCCUGCCAGUACCACUGGGAAUCGAGGAUCCAGGGCUGUGGUGGGAAUUGGCCUUUGAUUGGGAAUUUUGCACUUAAGGCACAGAACCAGGCCCUUCGGCCCAUGGAGACUCUACUGUACAUCAAGCACCUAUUAUUACACUAAUCCUUUGGUAACCCAUUGUAUUCUCCCCACAUUCACCUCCACCCCUCCCCAGACUCUACCACUCACCCGCGCAUCAGGGACGACUUACAGCGGCCUAUCAACUUGCUGACCCCCGCGUUCUUAGGUCAUGGGAGGAAACCGGAGCACCCGGAGGAAGCCCACGCUGUCACAGGGAGAACAUGCAAACUCCACACAGACAGCACCUGAGGCCAGGAUUGAACCGGGGUCUCUGGACCUGUGACACAGCAGCUCCACCGGCUGCGCCACUGUGAUGCCCCUAAAUCGAGGAAUAUUUUUAUAGGGGAGGUGAUGUUGAGGUCUGACUGGCUCCUCUAGUCUGGCUCCUCUACUCACAUAAUAAUUUGAUUUUAUCUGCUCUGAUGUGAAGGAAUAAUGUUUAUGUCUUUUUAAUUUAAAACAAACUGAAGUACCUUGACUGUGGUUUGGUGAAUGAACCUUCUCUGUUUAGAAGUGUUUCCUACCUCAAGUGAAGAUGUAUAAAUCUAAAAAUGCACUCAAAAGAUAACGGAGCAAGUAAGUUGUUCGGUAGUGAUGAAGCACUUCUUAAUGAUGAGCUCUGUGGGCCCAAACUUGAGUCCCAUGGCUUGGGGUUAGUUGCCACACAAUGGGGACUAGUAGGCCUGACACUUGCUAAUAAGAAGCAGGUCCCACUGCUGAGCGUUCAAACCCACCUGGUACAAGUGAUGGGUCCCUCUCAAUGUAACCGGACUGCUGUGAUGUAGGAAGCACCUCCAUUAUCACCUUGGGUCAGACCAGGACCUCACUGAUUAUUCCCAGAGCCUCUGGGUUCCACAGAUAUAAUUUGGCACUCAUCUCCGGCAGGUGCUUCUGUACAGUAUCUGUGGGACUGGUUGGAAGGAGGGAAGAAACAGAGGUAAAGAGCCCCCUUCAUCCUGCUCCAUUCACCGGAAGCAUGGCUGAUCCAACCUUGACCUCAGCACCAUUCUCCCACUCCGUCCCUGUGCUCAUUGACUCCCUUGUAGUUGGCGGUGGGGUUGGGGGCGGGGGGGGAUCCAGUUUAAGUCCACAUGGGAGCAGGCAGAAUUUGAAUAAUGAAGGAAAUCUCUCUCCGGUUAUAGGGGAGGAAGUAAAAUAAGGGUGGUGAUGGUGAGAUCAAGGUGGUUAGUCUUUAGGAGAGGUGCUUGUGCUGGGCUACAGAGAACGUGGGGAACUGUAUCAGGAAUUAUAUUCAAGAGGUCAACCAAGAUGUCCCACUAAUGUGGGAGAGCGUAGCACAUUUGUCAUUUUUGUAUUAUUAAGCAAUCAACUCGUGCUGACUGAACCCCACCAUUGUUGCUCUGUAUGUUCCAUUGUGAAAUAAAGCAGUUGUACUGGUUCAGAA
Pristis pectinata (smalltooth sawfish) is the source of this 4418-nucleotide messenger RNA. Its product is annotated as potassium channel subfamily K member 1-like. The record is from RefSeq and is a predicted model, not a curated record. Gene Ontology annotation, cellular component: membrane. Gene Ontology annotation, molecular function: potassium ion leak channel activity. Gene Ontology annotation, biological process: potassium ion transmembrane transport; stabilization of membrane potential. The transcript has 3 exons. Lineage: Eukaryota; Metazoa; Chordata; Chondrichthyes; Rhinopristiformes; Pristidae. Bases 106 to 1143 code for a protein of 345 amino acids.